Molecule: messenger RNA, 507 nt
Organism: Fundulus heteroclitus (mummichog)
Lineage: Eukaryota; Metazoa; Chordata; Actinopteri; Cyprinodontiformes; Fundulidae
Product: E3 ubiquitin-protein ligase PDZRN3-B-like
Exons: 3
Coding region: 85-507 (140 amino acids)
Source: RefSeq, a predicted model, not a curated record
GAGACGCGAAGAGCAUUGGAAACGCGUCACUGCGAUCAAAGUGUGUGUCAGAGGGGACGCCGUCUCCCGCCGUCCGGUCCCUGCAUGAACAGCGCGGAGAAGCGCCGCUGCGUGGAGGCGCUCCGGGCAGCAAAACGCGCGUUGGAGGAGAGGGGCUCGGAUUUGGAGAGCACAUCCCGGAUGGCGCGGCUCAGGUGGACCAGGAGGGAGCAGUCCCUGCUGGAUAAGGUGGCCACGCUGCAGAACGAAGCUCAGCUCGCUGCCCUCAAGCAACAGCGGAGGCUGGAGCGGUACCUGGUGCACCUGAGAGGCAUCGCAGAAGAGCUCGCCGGAUACUGUAAGAGUGAUUCUAGUACAGCCGCUGACAUGCAGAGCCACGCUUCAGAUCAUUCCGGUCCAGGAAAGCUGCAGAAAACUGCUGAGGAACUUCAGCUUGUAGCAGCUGUGUUUGCCAGCUCCAUGUUGUUGGCCACAGCUGACCUUCAUGCUCUAGCAUUGGGCAAUUAG